UGUUAUGAAGGUCACGUGGUUUCCGCUCCCCAGAGUCGACAUUACAACAACAAGGCAGGCGAGCCGAGCCGAGCAGGGACGAGGAGACGGUGCAGUUGGGAGGUGACAGCUGUCCGAGAAGCUGGAUCUGAUUUACUGAGGGAGGCUUCUUCAGGACCACAAUGGGAUCACAGAGCCACAGCAGGAUGAACACCACGCGAUGAACCCGGUGUGUCCUUCUCCUAGUCCCUCCAGCUCGCCAAUGCCUCACAGUCCCUCCAACUCCUCCGCUUCUGACUCCAGCAGUUCAGACAGCACCAGCUCCUCUUCAUCCACCUCGGCACCAAAUCUCGAGGGCCAGUCUGCCUCUUCCUCCUCUGUCUCUCCCUCUUUCCCAGGAACUCAUGAUGGGUUGAGGUAUCGCGGCGCCUUUCCGUCUUACCAUCCUCAGACCAGCCCUGGUGGUCCUCACUGCCCAGACGCAGCACAGGUCCCCCUACAAGGCGGCCUCCCGGCCAGCAUGCCCCCCCACCCGGCCUAUGUUCCCGUGCAGAUGCUGUGGUGGCAGCAGAUGUACGCACACCACUACUAUAUGCAAUAUCAGGCAGCAGUAGCUGCGUCGCAGCCUCCCAGCACAUCUCCUCCGCCCUCCCCCUCCUCAUCACCCCAUCAGCCCGCCCAGCCCAAUGAGCCCGUGCAGCCUCCUCUGGGCCCUAACCCAGCCCAGGACCCACUUCAAGAGAACCUGCCCGCCAACCCCAUCCAGAUGAACGCACAGGGGGGCGCGGUGUUAAACGACGACGAGCUGAACCAGGACUGGCUGGACUGGCUGUACACCGUGUCGCGGGCCGGUGUUCUGCUGAGCAUCGUUUACUUCUACUCCUCCUUUAGCCGCUUCAUCAUGGUGGUUGGUGCCAUGUUGCUCGUCUACUUGCACCAGGCUCAGUGGUUUCCCUUCAGACCUGAGCGGCAGGAUGUCAGAGGAGAGGAAAGGGCCGGCGCUCCUCCAGGCGAAGCGCAGAGGCAGCAGGACAUACAGGAAAUUGAGCGACUGAUGGAUGAGGGGAUGGAGGAUGAUGACAGUGGUGACGAAGGUGGUGGAGGCAACGGACCUCGAGCUUUGGGUGCUGCCCUGCCAGAGCCCAACAUCCUGACUGUCGCGUGGUCCUUCAUCAGCACCUUCUUCACCUCACUCAUCCCCGAGGUUCGGCCCCAGCCGGCUAACUAGGAAGACACUCCAGCCUUUCUUCCUUCGGCCAGAAGGUACUGCUCUGCAGUUUCAUAGCUUCUACUGUAACGCCCCCCGUUAGGCCCCCAACACACAGUCAGAGAGGACAGUAACAGGCGGUUGGUCCAGGAGACGACUCCUGUUGAUGGAUUCUGAGGGCAGUGCCAAAGUGUCACUGCUGACUGUACAACAGUACUGAAAAAUAAAAAAACAAAAACAGCGUCUUUGGAGUGGAUGUCUCAGCUGUGAAGGAGAAGAAGACAAGAUGUUGUCUUCCAGUUCAAGCUGUGAUGGAGUCAUGAUUGUGGAUUAUUUUUUAGAUGUGUGACUUAAAAAAAACAAUAACUUUGGAAAAAUCUCCCUAGAAUGAGAGGGAGUUGUGUGUCUUUAUGAAAAAAAAAGAAACCUGAGAGACAUUUCCAUAUGCACAUGGUGCAUGUAGACAUUGGAGCUACUGAAGCUCAAUUUUUAUCAUGUAUUUACACGUGUAAAUAUAUGCAUCUAUGAUUCCUAGAUAUAUGCUUUUUGAAUAAACUUCUGCCUGCCAUACAGACA
Molecule: messenger RNA, 1762 nt
Organism: Fundulus heteroclitus (mummichog)
Lineage: Eukaryota; Metazoa; Chordata; Actinopteri; Cyprinodontiformes; Fundulidae
Gene: herpud2
Product: HERPUD family member 2
Exons: 8
Coding region: 200-1207 (335 amino acids)
Biological process (GO): endoplasmic reticulum unfolded protein response
Source: RefSeq, a predicted model, not a curated record